Tachyglossus aculeatus (Australian echidna) is the source of this 1340-nucleotide messenger RNA. It is a transcript of the gene HHLA2, whose product is annotated as HERV-H LTR-associating 2. The record is from RefSeq and is a predicted model, not a curated record. Gene Ontology annotation, cellular component: external side of plasma membrane. The coding region runs from base 135 to 1340 and encodes 401 amino acids. The transcript has 8 exons. Lineage: Eukaryota; Metazoa; Chordata; Mammalia; Monotremata; Tachyglossidae. Gene Ontology annotation, biological process: cell surface receptor signaling pathway; T cell costimulation; negative regulation of T cell proliferation.
UUCUAAGGUCCCGGAUCCCGACUGGACCUCCAGCUGACGGCCCUCUCCAUCCACGCCCCCCCAUCCCGGGCCCUGCGGUGGCAUGAUCUUCGGACAACAGACACGACUGCGCUGACUGUGAAGGUCGUGACCCGAUGUGUGUGCAGCUGUGUAAAGGAAAGAUUCUCUUGCUUCUCCUCAUCAUUGUUCUGGCAAUAAAACCCGGAAAUGGAAGAGCCUCACUCCUGGGGGAAUUUCAGCAGGACGUGAUUCUCCCUUGCUCUUUCAAGAGCGGAGACAGUCUGGUCAUACACUGGCGUGUGGGAGCGGAGAAGAGGGUGGUGCACAGCUACUACAAGGGACAGGACCACUUGUCCGAUCAGGACAGCCAGUACAUGAGCAGAACAUCGCUUUUUCACGGUGAAAUCGGUCAGGGGAAUGCCUCUCUGAGACUCAGCCAUCUGCGCCCGGACGACGCUGGGGUUUACUCUUGCUAUGCGGGGUCCGUGGCUGGAAAGGUGGAAGUGGAAAUGGAACUGAAAUUUGCAGCUUUCCUCACCCCUGCCAUGGAGUACACGAUACAGGACGACGGCAGCCAGCUGACCUGUCGGGCAUUUGUGAUAUUCCCCGACGUAGAGUGGACGUGGAGUGGGGCCUCAGAUACUAAAAACCUCAAGGAAGGGAAGCCGGGGGGUCUCUUUUACGUCGAAAGUCAACAGAGUGUCACAAGUUCCAGCUCUCCCACCUGGUGCUCCAUCCGGAACUCCCUGCUGGGACGGACGUGGAACGGGACCUGGACAAGGGCAGAACCUCUGUUUGGAAGAGAAGGUGAAGAGGUUUCAUUUCCCUCUCUCUAUGCAAAGGAGAAAUUAUCACCCAGCACACCUUUUAUCAUCACUUGGUCUAAAGUCACUAAAGCUUCUCUGGUGGUCCUGGCGUCUUUUGAUAACGCCUCACAAAAGCUCAACAACCACGAACCUCGACUCUCCUGGGAUACGAAGGCCAUCAGUCGGGGAGUUAGCAAUGUGACUUUAAAGAAUCUUCUCCAAUCGGAUGAGGGAGAGUACCUGUGUAACAUUUCGUCACUAUCCUUCACCCAACUCACCGUGCGAAAACUCAGUGUGGAACCCAAUGGAGGACUGGCCGCUUGGAAAAUUGGGGUGAUCAUCCUGGGGUUGUUCCUGAUAGUAAUCUUGCUGGCAGUCGUAAUCGUCUGGGGGAAGAGUAAAUGCCAGAGCGAGCCGUUGCCGGAGAAAGUACAGCCACCUGAGAAGGUCUCGUUAAAGACUGCAAACAAAGGCGAUGGAGUGUCCGAGCAGCUGACUUCCUCCGAAACAAAGACAGAAGCGGCAGAAACUUGA